AUGACGAUAACAAAAAGAAGCAGGUUGAGAUUGCUGAGACGCAUAGAAAGCAAUUUUGAUAUCGAGAACAGGGUGGAGGCCAACAACAGAGUGGAUAGUGAUGCUUCCAGGGCACAGGGAGCCCAACCUCAUGUCAGUGAGGCCCAGUUAGCACCAUCCUACCGUUCCUGCAGAUUUUGUGGUCAGCAACAUCGUGGUCAGAGCAAGAAGGGGAGGAACAGAUAUUUUAUAUGUAUUCAAAUUUGGCAUAUGCAACGGAACUGUCCCUCUAGAGUUUCUUUUAGGGAAAACAAGGUUCUUAUUGCCUCUUCUUCAGCUCCUACACCAAAUAGUGCUACUUCUAGCUCCGGUACUGGUCAGAACCAUCUUUAUGCACUCACUACUCAUCGGGAGUCUGUGGUGUCUCCAGAUGUUGUUACUGUACCGAAGGGUGCUACUUCUAGCAUCGGUACUGGCCAGAAUCAUCUGUAUGCUCUUACCGUCCAUCAAGAAUCUGAAGGUUCUCCUAAUGUUGUCACUGAUUUCGAGGAUAUACAUGUGAUAGUUCAAGAGCUGGUGAAAGAAUCUUUUGGUGUUGAGCUUUUGGGGUUGGAUGGUGGUGCGCCAUAUGAUAGUUCACAGUCUGUAGAUCAAAGUGGUGCUAAGGCUCCCAGAUUUGAGGUUCCUCCUGCACCGAUAGUUGCUCAUAGUCGCUCAACUAGUGGUUUCCCAUCUUGCUAUGUAUGCUGGUGA
This is a messenger RNA of Capsicum annuum, 732 nucleotides long. RefSeq lists its product as uncharacterized. The transcript is spliced from 5 exons. The record is from RefSeq and is a predicted model, not a curated record. Lineage: Eukaryota; Viridiplantae; Streptophyta; Magnoliopsida; Solanales; Solanaceae. Bases 1 to 732 code for a protein of 243 amino acids.